CCUGAGGUGGGAGGAUGUGAUGACGCGGCCCCACACAGCGGGAACUCAGGCCUUUAAAAAGCCCAGGAAACAGCCUCAAAGCAAGCGGUGGUUCCACUGGAGGAAAGCACACCCAGGUCUUACAGUAAAGAAGCCAAACUGUCUGCUUCAAAGAGAAAAGGCAACAUCCUGUCACAGGCCAUGCUCUGGCAAAAAUCCACAGCUCCAGAGCAAACCCCUGCCCCACCCCGGCCAUACCAAGGUGUCCGAGUGAAGGAGCCAGUGAAGGAGCUACUGAGGAGGAAGCGCUGCCAUGCCAGCAGUGGGACAGCUGUCCCACCAACUGCGGUGGUGCUGCCCCACCAGCCCCUGGCGACUUACACCACAGUGGGUCCUUCCUGCCUUGACAUGGAGGUCUCUGCUUCCACUGUGACAGAGGAAGGGGCCCUGUGUGCUGGCUGGCUCUCCCAGCCUGCUCCUGCCACCCUCCAGCCCCUGACCCCCUGGACACCUUAUACUGAGUAUGUGUCCCAUGAAGCCGUCAGUUGUCCCUACUCAGCGGAUAUGUAUGUGCAGCCCAUGUGCCCCAGCUACACAGUUGUGGGGCCUUCCUCAGUGCUGACCUAUGCCUCCCCACCACUCAUCACUAAUGUCACGACAAGAAGUGCUGCUGCACCCACCAUGGGGCCCCAGCUGGAGGGCCCUGAGCACCAGACACCCCUCACCUAUUUCCCAUGGCCUCAGCCCCUUUCUACACUGCCAACUUCCACCCUGCAGUACCAGCCCCCGGCCCCAGCUCUGCCUGGGGCUCAGUUUGUCCAGCUCCCCAUCUCUAUCCCUGAGCCGGUCCUUCAGGACAUGGAUGACCCCAGGAGAACCGUCAGUUCCUUGACCAUCGACAAGUUGCUGUUAGAGGAAGAGGAUAGCAAUGCCUACGAGCUCAACCACACGCUCUCUGUGGAGGGAUUUUAGGCUUGAGAAUCCUUUUUCCUGAAAUUAGGAUUUUUAAGAUGAUCCUGGAGGGAGCCCAGCUUCCAUAUCUGGGCUACUCUUUCUACACCCAACCACAGUCAGAGUUCUUGCCUUUUCUUCCAUCUCUCUUCAUUUUCUACAUUUUCUUUCUUUCUUUCUUUUCCCCGUUUCUUCUUCCAAUUUUCUUUCCACGAGGUGGAAAUAGUGUGAUAUCAACCAUAAUACUUUAUGCCAAGUGUUCACAAGUUGCUGUUGCAUCUGGGAAUAGUCCCCUUUUUUUCUCGUGCCUGCUGCUUUGUGGUAGCAGUGCACUGCAGAGCUGUUCUAGGCUGUUACUCCCACUGUCAUUUUGAGAUGCAUGGGGUGCUGGGUGGGGAACCAGCACUGCCAGAACUUCCUGGAUGCAACCACCCAGGGUAGACCAGAUGCCAGAGGCCUUGAGCUGUCAGUUCUUACAGUUGUUCUUUCUUUGUUCUUUGUAGCCUUGGCCAGAUUUCUGUUCUGGACAUCAACCUCAAGGGCUGGGACGCUGCACAAUGCUGGGUUAGGGGUGAGGAAGGAACAUCUGGAAGGGUAGGGGCAAAGUCAGCAAGAGGACAGAGGGUGAAGAGAGGGUGUGUGUGGAGGAGGCGGCCUGGGGGAGGAAGGCAGAGGAAUCAUUUAGCUCCAGCUUACUUGGUUACUAAGAAGCACAUAAACUUGGGGGAAACUAUUGCUUUCAGAGGUGGCUGUAUAGCUGCUUUUGAGAAUGCUUGCAAGGAAAGCAGAACUGUUGGAAAUAGGAUGAAUGAUCUCUUUGGCCAUUUCUUCCCCUCUCCAGAUCCUUCACCACAAACCCCUGAAGCCUCAUAGCAAGGGUGCACUUGCUUAAUGCUAUGAAGUGAGCUUCUUUUAUAUCUUUCAUUGUCUCUAGGCCUCCAUUACGUAGAGCCAAGGCCACUUCUACACGAAUACCACUUACCAUCCUUUCCAGAGCCUCAGCUAGAGCACCCGUAGUUUUCAUUUCAAAUUUUAUGUUAUUUUUACUAGUGAAGCAUUUAGACUUUUCAAGUCUCAGCUCUGAUGGUGGUUGCAGGCCCACGUACUGGCACAUUGCCUGCUAAUGACACCCAUGACCUCUACAAGGCAGACACUUGAGCUGUGCAAUCUACAUAGAACGAAUAGACAUUUUACAGGAAAUGACAGUUUCUUCUUCUUCUUUUUUUAGUUAUUUUAUUUUUAUUGAAAAGGUGAUGAGCAGGAGUUUCACAGUUGCAUAAGUCAGGUAAUGAGUACAUUUGUUUUUAAUCAUGGUUACUUCAUCCCUCAUUAUCUCCCACUUGCCUUUCUCUACUCCCCUCCCCCCCAGUUGUAGGGUUUAUAUUCAACAUAGUGACAAGUGAGUAUCAAUGCUGCAUUAGUUCAUCCUAUGUCCUGCUGUUUCUGUGAUUUCCCCUUCCCUUCCACAGAUUGAAUAAUCUUAUACAUAAGACACAGGUACAGAAAACUAAAAGAAAUGAAGAAGAAAAAAAAGAAAGACUAUAUACAGGACAUGUUAAGAACCUCUUGUUUCCAUAUCUUGGAGUUCAUGUUGAUAUGCUUCAUUGUGUAUGGUCCUAUGCACAAAGCAAUUAGGUUAUUGAGAUCUCUUGUUAAGAAUACCAUAGACAUAUUCUAGUUCCUACAAAUGAGGGAUACCAUGCAACCUACUUUUCUUUGGGUCUUGCUUACUUUACUUAAUAUAAUUUUCCAGGAAAUCACAGUUUCUUUGAUGUGUUUACAUUGUUUUCCAUGCCCUGGGUUAUUUUGAUCCAAAUUUCUUACUAUCUGCUUCAAAUCCCUGCACAUUUAUCUUUGAAUUAUUUUAAUUCAGACAUGUUUUCAUUUCAAAGCCUUAAGACAGAGUCUUGGAUGAUAAAUUUACAUCUCUGCUGGUAGUUAUGGUGAGCAGCCAAAAGUUAAGGGAAAGCCAGACACUGGUGGCUCAGGCCUGUAUUCCUAGCUACUCAGGAGGCUGAGGAUCGCCCGUUCAUAGCCAGCUCA
This is a messenger RNA of Dipodomys spectabilis (banner-tailed kangaroo rat), 2973 nucleotides long. It is a transcript of the gene Pou2af1, whose product is annotated as POU class 2 homeobox associating factor 1. The coding region runs from base 181 to 951 and encodes 256 amino acids. NCBI's taxonomy places the organism in Eukaryota, Metazoa, Chordata, Mammalia, Rodentia, Heteromyidae. The transcript has 5 exons. Gene Ontology annotation, molecular function: DNA binding; transcription coactivator activity; POU domain binding. Gene Ontology annotation, biological process: positive regulation of transcription by RNA polymerase II. Gene Ontology annotation, cellular component: RNA polymerase II transcription regulator complex. The record is from RefSeq and is a predicted model, not a curated record.